AGCGGCACUGCGGUAGCAGCAUCGCGCGGCAAGCUCACCUCAUCCCUCUUUCACCCCACCUCUGCAAUUGCAAGCAAAGCUCCGGCCUCCGGAUCAGGAUCACACUGACCACCGCGAGCGCGUGCCGGCGUCCAGUGGUUACGUCGAGGGAGCCUAGGCUAGCGAGGAACAAGCAGCCACCAGCCCGCCACGAUGCUCGUGAGGAGCGCCUCCACGCCGGUCCUCGGCGCGCUGCACCCUUCCGGCUGCCACUCGCCGGCGGUCUCCUCCCCGGCCGUGCACUUCGCCGAGUCGCCGGCGUCGGCCGCCUACCACGCGCCGCCCAUCUCCUGCCACCUGGGCGGGCCCGGGUCCGGGUCCGACCACGAGCGCUCGCGCAGCCGCGGCGCCGGCGCCGGCAUGCGCCGCACGUGCUCCGAGGACAACCUCGCGUCUCUGGCCGGCGGCCGCGCGGACGACCACGACCACCACCACCUUCUCCUCCCGCCGUCCGGCAAGGGCGCGCCACGGGCGCGGCCGGUGCCGCUCGAGACCAUCCAGUCGUUCAGGGGCCCGCAUGCGUCCACCGACGACGAAGAGGAGGAAGACGACGACGACGAAGACGCGUACGAGGUGGAGCGGGAGCUGCGCUUCGGCCAGUUCAGCUUUGCCGGCGGCGCCUACUCGCAGGAGCACCCGCUGUUCCUGGCCAGGGGCCUCGGCAUCGACCGCCUCGGCUCGGGCCUCCUCAGCGCCGACGGCGGCGGCGGGUUCGGCGGCAGCGACGGCAGCGGGAGCGGCGGCGGCGGCGGGAAUUUGGUGACGUCGGGGAACGGAGGGGACCGCUCCGGCAUCGAGACGCACUACAAGAAGAUGAUCGAGGAGGACCCCUGCAACGGCCUCUUUCUCAGGAACUACGCACAGUUCCUGUACCAGGUGAAAGGGGACUACAGGAGGGCAGACGAGUACUACUCCCGCGCGAUCCUCGCCGACCCCGACGACGGCGAGCUCCUGUCGGAGUACGCCAAGCUGGUCUGGGAGGUGCACCGCGACGAGGACCGCGCCUCCAGCUACUUCGAGCGGGCGGCCAAGGCGUCCCCGCAGAACAGCCACGUGCUCGCCGCGCACGCCGCGUUCCUGUGGGACACGGACGACGAGGAGGGCGGCGCCGACGCGCUCAGCUACGCGGCCUUCGCUCAGCCGGCGCACUCGUCUCUGGCUUCGGCGACGGCAACAACCUGAACUCUCUCGCCAUCUCACGAGUCUCGAGAGCGGUUCCUCCGCAGUCGAAAUGGAGCGUGACAGUGGCCUCUGCUCGUCUCUGUCUGUAGUAGCAUACCAAUAAUACUACUCGCGAACUCUCUUUCUGAGCAAA
Messenger RNA from Zea mays, 1354 nucleotides. RefSeq lists its product as uncharacterized. Gene Ontology annotation, molecular function: protein binding. Lineage: Eukaryota; Viridiplantae; Streptophyta; Magnoliopsida; Poales; Poaceae. Bases 193 to 1221 code for a protein of 342 amino acids. The transcript has 2 exons. The record is from RefSeq and is marked validated.